ACUAGCAGCUCCCCACAAUGGACCACGAGUUCUUAGCGGAGGUGGAGUCUCGUGCCGAGCGUCGCAACCGACAGUGGUACAAGGAGCAUCUCAUGCGCGUGCUGGAGACCGCCAAGGAGAACCAUGCGAGGGACAUCGAUACGAGCAUAGAGUUGGGACGGAAGCUUAUUGAUGUCUUAAACGAAAAGUUGCCGAAGCCGGUGGUAGUACCUCCACGGCAAGUGUCCGUCAGCGAGACCACUAGCGUGAUGCGGCCCGUGGAGCCCGAGGUGCUGGAUAUCAUCUACAAGAGCACUACAAAGGGGAGCGGGGAGGAGUAUCUGAAGGAACGGUACAAGAAGGCUCCGGAGGAAAGAUUCUACGACCGCCAAGUGACGAGCUGGGACUACGGCUGGCAACACCGGCUGGCGACGACGGCUCGCGACGGGAGCCACGGCCGCCGCGGCGUGCUGCGAGACACGUUCUACCGACGACACGGCGUAGCCCCGGACAAGGUCGACGCACAGCGCCCCGCCACCGCCACCGCCGCUGUUUGUAGCGAGUAUGAGUGCUACUUUAACUAAGGGCUCCUAAACAUAACUGCGAAUACAGAUCGCAUCGCAAAACUCGCA
Molecule: messenger RNA, 611 nt
Organism: Plutella xylostella (diamondback moth)
Lineage: Eukaryota; Metazoa; Arthropoda; Insecta; Lepidoptera; Plutellidae
Source: RefSeq, a predicted model, not a curated record